AUGAAGUCUGCUGUUCUUCAUAAAUCAGCCACAGUAAAUCCUGAAGACAGUCAAACUCUGAUGAAGAAGAAAUCAUUAAAAAAAUCACCCCCUAACCGAAAGACCAUCUCUUGGUGGGGAUGUUACUCUCAGAUGUUCUUCAUGUACCUCCUUGGGGGGGGGGGCGGUGAGAUGAUGUUGCUUGUAGCCAUGGCAAUAGACAGGUACGUUGCCAUAUGCAAACCCUUCCAUUACCUGACCAUCAUGAGCCCAUGAAUGCUCGUUCAGCUGCUGUUAUCCUCCUAUACAGUUAGAUUUGUGCAUUCAUCUAGUCAGAUGGCUUUCAUGUUGAAUUUGCCCUUCUGUAGUCCCAAUGUGGUGGACAGCUUUUUCUGUGACCUCCCCCUUGUGAUCAAACUUGCCUGCGAAGAAACCUACCUGCUACAACUGCUGGUUGUUGCUGACUGUGGCCUCCUGCCCCUGGUCUGCUUUCUCCUCUUGCUUGUCUCCUAUGGGAUCAUCAUGUACUCAGUCAGGCACCGUGCUGCUGGUGGUUUGGCCAAGGCCUUCUCCACUCUGUCAGCACACAUCAUGGUUGUGACUCUCUUCUUUGCCCCCUGUGUCUUUAUGUAUGUAUGGCCCUUUCUCUGUGUGUUUUAUACAAUUUUCACACCUCUCUUAAAUCAUAUUAUUUAUACAUUAAGGAAUCAAGAAGUAAAAUCAGCCAUGAAGAAGAUAAGGACUCGACAUACAAAUUCAAAACACACUUUGUAG
Messenger RNA from Enhydra lutris kenyoni (northern sea otter), 753 nucleotides. Its product is annotated as olfactory receptor 4K13-like. Lineage: Eukaryota; Metazoa; Chordata; Mammalia; Carnivora; Mustelidae. Gene Ontology annotation, biological process: G protein-coupled receptor signaling pathway. The record is from RefSeq and is a predicted model, not a curated record. The transcript is spliced from 2 exons. Gene Ontology annotation, cellular component: membrane. Gene Ontology annotation, molecular function: olfactory receptor activity.